AUGUCUUCGACUUCUGUGGGCCCUCCUGUGGACCCCGAAUGGGCGGCCGAGAACAACCUUCCUCGCCUCCUCGCAUUGACGGGCGUUUUCCAUAUCACCGCAUUGAUUAGUGUUGGCCUCCGACUAUUUGUCCGAGUGGGCUUACUGCGGUCGCUGGGAAAAGACGACAUUGCGAUCGUGCUCGCUGCUCUUGGGGCUCUGGGUGGAUGGAUUUGUUUUAUCCUUCAGGGCAACCAUGGCUUUGGACAACAUGCUAAGGUGGUUUCAAAGGAAGAUAUGCAGGAGUUCACUCAUAUAGGCUUCUUUGGCAGUAUAAUUUCUGCCAUUGGUGCCCUUGGGCUGUUGAAGAUUUCCAUCGCUUUCUUCCUGCUCAGACUGAAGAACAACAACAUGUGGAAAUGGUAUUCGCGCUGUCUGUGGGCCCUGAUAGGUUUGGUAACAAUCUACACGAUCGGCGCAUGGCUCACCUUCUUCCUGUAUUGCACUCCUAUGGAUGCAAUGUGGACCAAGAAAGGUAUCUGCUACAGCCAGAAGAUGUUUGUUGGGUUCGCACUGACGAACACGGCUUUGAACAUCUUUACUGAUGUCUGUUUUGCAACUCUGCCAAUUCCCAUCAUCUGGAGUUUGCAAAUGUCCCGGACUACGCGUAUCAACUUGAUUGGCGUUCUCAGUCUCGGAUACAUUGCCGUUGCACUGGGAAUAGUAAAAGCCAGCUAUCAAGUUAAACGAGACAGAGACAGGACAUUCAGCCAGCACCUAAACGUCUACGGCUUCCUCCAACUUAAUGUUGGCAUAAUCGCCGCCUGCAUCCCAACCCUCAAACCCCUCCUCCGCAGCAACCCCUCCUCCCGGACCCCACGCCGCAGCAACUACAACGACAUCGAGCACGCCGAAACAAUCGGCAGUGGCCGGCAGCACAAACCCCGCGCCAGCUUCCUCGACACGACAAGGAACUCUCCCACAACAAACACCACAACAAUGACAUUAACCAUAGACGAGACGUUCGAAAUGGCGAACCGCGGGAGCCUCCGCGAGAAGCUGGCAGGCGGGCCAAACCAUCAAAAUGUUGUUUAUAGCGAUAGGAAUGGGGUGCAUACGAGUAGUCAGGAGAGGAUUCUGCAUGCCGAGAGUGGAGCCGAGGAUGCCAGUAAGAUUCUUUGUACGACCGAGGUGGUGGUUGACAGUGUGGAGCGGGUCAGGAGGAAGCGUUGA
This is a messenger RNA of Bipolaris maydis ATCC 48331, 1212 nucleotides long. RefSeq lists its product as uncharacterized. The record is from RefSeq and is a predicted model, not a curated record. Lineage: Eukaryota; Fungi; Ascomycota; Dothideomycetes; Pleosporales; Pleosporaceae.